AUGUCCAGUGGAUCUACGGGUGUGACAUUGAGGAAGAAUCAAAGAAAACAUAUAACAACAGUGGGUGAGGACUAUUGCUGCUGGUGUAAGCGAUGCUGCGAACCAUUUCAACGACAUGUUCAUAGCAACACUCAUCAAAAACAGAUAGCAGAGCUUCUGGACAAACAAGCAACACAAUUGUCGGAUAUUUCGAAAUGGAUUAAGAAGCCUCAGUUACUCAGCCUUUCAAUCAUGAAAUCUGAAUGUCCAACUCAGAGCACUCAUAAUCAAAAAACACUAGAAUGCAUGUUUUGCAAUCUUAUUGUUCCAGUCAAGCAAGAUCCUGAAAAAGAGUUUCAGAUUGUAGGAAAGCAUAUUUUGCAGCACUUGUGUAGAAGCCAGCAUAUUUGGAACGUACAUGAGUUUUUUCGUACCCACCGACUCAAGCCAGAAUUAAAAUCCACGUUCAUUCUACGAGGCAAAGUAUUUGAACAGUUCAAGACAGAUGCUGCUAGGAUCUUGCAAGCAGCCGUCAAAAAGCAUGCCGCAUCAAUGACUGUUGAAAAUGACACAUCGUUUAUUGGGCCACAAUUGUCCAAUCCAUCCGCAGCUGUAUUUGGCUCAGCUGCUGAUCUGACACAUUCAGAGAGUCGUAAACGAAAGCAUUUUUCCACUGUUUCAAAUCCAAGAUCUGUAGAUCGAGAACUGGGUCAUGACUCUAGUUUACCGCUGUAUUGUGUCAGUUUUGGGUCAGAAUAUCCAAUCAAGAGACGAAAGCGUAUUGUUAUUGCCAAGAAUAUUUAG
Messenger RNA from Batrachochytrium dendrobatidis JAM81, 783 nucleotides. RefSeq lists its product as uncharacterized. NCBI's taxonomy places the organism in Eukaryota, Fungi, Chytridiomycota, Chytridiomycetes, Rhizophydiales. The record is from RefSeq and is a predicted model, not a curated record. Bases 1 to 783 code for a protein of 260 amino acids. The transcript is spliced from 3 exons.